CGCCGAGCCGAGCCGGGCCGGGCCGUGCGGGAGCGGGGCUCCCGUGGCACACGAGGGCAGGAUGAACGUGGGGACGGCGCACAGCGAGGUGAACCCCAACACGCGCGUCAUGAACAGCCGCGGCAUCUGGCUGUCCUACGUGCUGGGCAUCGGGCUGCUGCACGUCGUGCUGCUCAGCAUCCCCUUCUUCAGCGUGCCCGUGGUCUGGACCCUCACCAACAUCAUCCACAACCUGAGCAUGUACAUCUUCCUGCACACCGUGAAGGGAACCCCCUUCGAGACCCCGGACCAGGGCAAGGCCCGGCUGCUGACGCACUGGGAGCAGAUGGAUUACGGAGUCCAGUUCACCGCCUCCCGCAAGUUCCUCACCAUCAUGCCCAUCGUCCUGUAUUUUCUAACCAGCUUUUACACCAAGUACGACCGGAUACACUUCAUCAUCAACACCAUCUCCCUCAUGAGCGUGCUGAUCCCCAAACUGCCUCAGCUCCACGGAGUCCGGAUCUUUGGAAUCAACAAGUACUGAGCGGCGUGGCUGGAGCGGGCGGCGGAGGAGUGGGGAAAGGGGGAAUUCCUUCUCCCCAGCCCUGUUUGCUCCCCCUCGCGCGGACUGGGAUGUGAUUUUCGGAGCGGCUGUUCCAACGCAGGUCCCAACAGACACAUUCCGCAUGCUGGAUCCUCGUGCCCAAUAAAUCCAAACCAGCUCCAGAGUAGAGUUUAGUGCGGAGCAGGACACGCGACACCGGAUUUCUCUUAUCCCGGUGUCACCAAUAGAUGCAGAACCACUGAGACCUGGAGGUACAACGAGGACGGAUUCUGGGAGGAAUCUCAUCUGUCCCAGACAUGGAAUGAACAAGGACAGGGGUGAGGGGAAAAGCUUUUAGUGCUGGUACUAUUGCUGUGGUAAAUGCACUUUAAAAUACCUUUCCCUUCCUGAAGCUGGGUGGUGCUUUGAGCAGUACGUGGGGGAAAUCCAAAGGGAUACAGCCAGACUUCCCCAGGGCUGGAUUGUUUUGGGGUCUGAGUUGCAGUUCUAGGCAGGGGGGAGUGGGAGGGAGAAGAGAGCGACAGAUUUUUAUUUUGCAGUCUUUGACGCCACUGAGAAGGGAAGUUCUUUUCCUAAAAACAACCUGCAGUUUGACAAAGCUUCCGCUUUCCUACAGCACCAUCCAUGUGGUCCAGGGAAGAGGUGGAUAGAUCCCAAAUCAUGCUCCUUAUUUUCAGUUUAUACCCAAAUCUGUCCUGGUAACUCCUCUCCCCCCCACCUCGCUGCUGGUUUUUAAGCACAGGGGGGCUCGGGGGGCAUUUGGAUCAAGGGCUGGGGGUGGAUGAUUUAAUGAUUGACAACAAAUGCCACUGAGCUCCUUGGGACAGGGAGAGGUGUGGGAGAGGCUCCCACUGGACAGGUACAGGCCAAAUGAGGUGGAGGGCUGAUUGCUCUAAUCAAGCAGAAAGCCAUCCUUGACUUUAAUUGGAAUUUUUCUCCUCAGUCCAGCUCGUUGGUUAAGUCCGUGUGACUGGGAUUUGCCAGUUCUCCAGUUGUCCGUGGACUCAAGGGAGGUGAGGGUUGGAUUUCUGGCUUACCUAGAAGUCUCUCCCUUCAGCUCCACACCCAGGGGCUGCGUGAGGAGCAGCAGCAGCAGCAGCAGAAUUGACCAGCAGAGGGAUUCAGUGGGUCACUGAUAACAGAUUAUUUCACAGAGGAACAAAAUCGAGCCUUUUCCCUCAAAUUAUCACCUCCAACAGAUUCAGGUUUCCUGGCUGAGACAGCUUUUUCCUGUUCAAAAUAAUCCCAUUUUCUUUUGGGUUGUGUUCCAGGUGGGAUGUUUCCCCUCACGCUUCCCCUGAGACCCCAUGAAAACCUGUAUUUUUGUUGUCUUAGUGCUUAUAUCGUCUUACCUUUCUGACAAUGGGAUAAAACCUUUUAAAUCUGCUAUUUUUGUUCCUGCAGUAGCAAUUCCAGCUUUAGAGGCCACGGUGGAGAGUGUUGAGUUGUUGGAUGGUCUGAGCAUAGGACAUGGAUUGGGGAAUUUCAGGUUUGCACCUGAAAUCUGUUACUCUGUGCAUAAUUUCGGGGAAGCUGCUUCACUUCUCUCCCUCACACUUCCUAUGGGACUGCCAUGGGGAAGGGAAAACAUUCAGUGUGCCUCAGAGGGCUGGAAUGCAGGGAGGAUGACUCCCUAAUAUGUUUGAAAAGUGGAAAUAGAAGUGAAAAGGAUGUUUUCAAGAAGGUAGAAAGAGAAAAAAAGAGUCUGGCUGGAGACCCCAGGGCGUUGACAGACGUGCAAUUUCCCUGAUGGGGAGGUGAAACCUUAAAUGUAACCCCCAGGACAUGAGGACUGCUGCUUUAGUUAAGGUACUCUCUACCCUAAUCGGCUCUUUAAGCUACUAGACAAUGAUAAUUGCUAUCAAAAUAGAGAUAUUGCAUCAAUCAGCUUGGAAAUGGCACAGAAAUGAGCAGGAUCCCUGCGGGGGGCAGGUCCUGGCAGGGGUGGCUGAGGCUGUACCCAAAACACUGUGUGGUGCUGAACAGACUCCCAGUGUCUGCCCAGGCACCACUUCCAUCUCCAGAGGGAAGAGAAUGAAUUGUUUUGGUAGA
This is a messenger RNA of Empidonax traillii (willow flycatcher), 2596 nucleotides long. It is a transcript of the gene ORMDL3, whose product is annotated as ORMDL sphingolipid biosynthesis regulator 3. The coding region runs from base 62 to 523 and encodes 153 amino acids. Gene Ontology annotation, biological process: intracellular sphingolipid homeostasis; negative regulation of ceramide biosynthetic process; ceramide metabolic process. Gene Ontology annotation, cellular component: endoplasmic reticulum membrane. The record is from RefSeq and is a predicted model, not a curated record. NCBI's taxonomy places the organism in Eukaryota, Metazoa, Chordata, Aves, Passeriformes, Tyrannidae. The transcript is spliced from 4 exons.